AUGGCGGCGAAGAUGGAGAUAACGUUGAGCUUGCAGCCCCCGUCUCCAGAUUCCCCUAAACAAGAGAGACACAUAAUAGCGAAGCUGGAAGAGAGACGGGAGCCCGCGCUGCCCAAUCACUGCCCCGAUCCUGAGCUGUCCCGCCAGCGCUUCCGACAGCUCUGUUACCAAGAGGUAUCUGGCCCCAAGGAGGCGCUCUGCCGCCUCGGACAGCUGUGCCGGGAAUGGCUGCAGCCUGAGCUGCACUCCAAGGAACACAUGCUGGAGCUCCUGGUGCUGGAGCAGUUCCUGAAUAUGCUGCCCCCGGAGAUCCGGGUCUGGGUGAGGAAGAGGUGUCCGGCAAACAGCAAGGAGAUGGUAGACCUGGUGGAGGAGUUUCACAGAGCCUCCAAGAGACCAAAGCAGUGGGUGGCUGUCUGCAUGCAGGGGCAGAAGGUGCUCUUGGAGAAAACCGGAGUUCAGCUUGGGGAACAGGAACUGCCAGACUUUCUGGACGAGUCUUCCGAGGCAGGACCUCAGGACCAGUUGAGCCACCACGAGGAGAAAUCCCAGCUCUUCCAGGACUCAAGCCUCAAAUUGGCCGGGACAGAGGCCACCAGAAUGAGAAGUGACAACAAGGAAAAUCCACAACAGGAAGGGAUUAAAGGAGCAAAGCCUUGUGCAGUCUCAGCUGAGAGAUCCAAAGGGAAUUGUCUACAGAGUCCUGAAUCUAGAGUGGUGAAUAUAAGUGAACCCCGGUUGUCACCAAGACAGGUCAGCCCUUCAAAUGCUCAAAAGCCAUUCACUCACCACCAGAGACAUUGCAGGCAACUGGAAUACGUUAGCAACCCCCUAAAAAGCCAUCUGCUGAGAGAAGUUAAGAAGAGCAAUCAUUUAGAACAUCUUGGGCACCGGAAGAAAUCUUUCAAAUGUGAUCACUGUGGGAAAAGCUUCUCAUUUAACUCAGAGUUGGAAAGACACAAGCGAGUCCACACAGGGGAGAGACCCUACACGUGUGAAGUGUGUGGAAACCGCUUUGGGCGGCAGUCAACACUACAGCUACAUCAGAGGAUCCACACAGGAGAGAAGCCAUUCCAUUGUGAUCUGUGUGGGAAAAGCUUUCGCCAGAAAUCAAACCUUCACAAGCAUCAAAGACUCCAUCAUGGAGUAUAA
Molecule: messenger RNA, 1152 nt
Organism: Orycteropus afer afer
Lineage: Eukaryota; Metazoa; Chordata; Mammalia; Tubulidentata; Orycteropodidae
Source: RefSeq, a predicted model, not a curated record